AUGAAUGUAAUCAACGUGGUAAAGCUGUUGCACUUUUCAGUAGUCUCCAGUUACAUAAAUGAAUACAUACUGGAGAAAAACUCUAUGAAUAUAACCAACGUGGUAACACCUUUGCAUAUAGCAAUGAUCUUCAAAGACAUGAAAGGACACAUAUUGGAGAGAAACCCUACAAAUGUAAUGAAUGUGAUAAAGCCUUUGCUCAUCAUGGUCAUCUCAGAAUACAUAAAAGAAUACAUGCUGGAGAGAAGCCCUGUGAAUGUAAUCAACGUGGUAAAGCUGUUGCACUUUUCAGUAGUCUCCAGUUACAUAAAUGAAUACAUACUGGAGAAAAACUCUAUGAAUAUAACCAACGUGGUAACACCUUUGCAUAUAGCAAUGAUCUUCAAAGACAUGAAAGGACACAUAUUGGAGAGAAACCCUACAAAUGUAAUGAAUGUGAUAAAGCCUUUGCUCAUCAUGGUCAUCUCAGAAUACAUAAAAGAAUACAUGCUGGAGAGAAGCCCUGUGAAUGUAAUCAAUGUGGUAAAGCCUUUCCAUGUUACAGUCAUCUUUAGAGGCAUGAAAGAAUACAUACUGGAGAGAAAUCUUAUAAAUAAACCCUUGAAUGUAAUCAAUGUGGUAAAGCCUUUUCACAUCACAGUGGUCUCCAAAUACAUUAGAGAACACAUACUGGAG
Molecule: messenger RNA, 675 nt
Organism: Meriones unguiculatus (Mongolian gerbil)
Lineage: Eukaryota; Metazoa; Chordata; Mammalia; Rodentia; Muridae
Product: zinc finger protein 844-like
Exons: 2
Source: RefSeq, a predicted model, not a curated record